Molecule: messenger RNA, 507 nt
Organism: Pistacia vera
Lineage: Eukaryota; Viridiplantae; Streptophyta; Magnoliopsida; Sapindales; Anacardiaceae
Exons: 1
Coding region: 1-507 (168 amino acids)
Source: RefSeq, a predicted model, not a curated record
AUGAAAAGAAAGUUCAAGGAUAAUUUGAACAAGGACGAGUCCAGUUUUAGUCUGCAUGAGAAGAAAAAGUUUAGGCUUUCCAAAAGAAUUUGGGGCGCUGGUUCUAUUGUUUGUGCUCUUGUUGAAACCUUCAGCUCUCCUAUUACACCAUAUUCGACAAUUAUGGAAGAAGCGAUGGAUUUGGUAGGAGAUGUAGAGAGAGUUGAGCUUGACAAGAAGUGGAUAGCCCUUGAUAUUUCUCAAUUGGAGAUUAACAUGAAAAAAGCACGACUAGUCCAGGAGAAUAUUCAAACAACAUUUGAUUUUCUUCCUUCGCCUGGGGUUGAUGGUAGCACCAAUAUGAAAAUUAUUGAAGGGAUGGAUUUUGUGGCAGAAAUGCAAAAACCUGAAUUUGACAAGAAGUUUAAAGCAAUUGAUAUUUUGCAGUUGGAGCUUAACAUGAGGAUGGCACAAUUAGCCCAAACUAAUAUAAGUAUGAUCUUAGAUGUUUACAAGUCCUAUAAGUAA